AGUUCUCUAAUAAAUGUCAAAAUAAACAGCUGUGUUUGUGUCACGCUUUUGAAUUUAACAUAGUUUGAAAAAUGUUAAAUUUGUUAAAUAAAACCAAAAGUAUUUUAACUCCUUCCUUGCGUACCAUCGCAAACCGCGUCACACACGAUGUUGCCAAAGAUGCACCAUCGCAAAUACCUCCGGCAACAAAGUCUGCGACCCCGCUUAUUUUGCAACAAAAUUGGCCGCAGUAUGAACCUAUGAAUAAAUCAACAGCUCGACAAGUUUGGAUUGAGAAUAUCGAUGCAGUGCAAGAACGCAAAUUAGGUCUUAUCGAAUUGCAUCCUGACGUGUUCGCAACACAACCCCGCGUCGAUGUCAUACAUGAGAAUAUAGAAUGGCAACGCAAAUAUCGUUAUGUAAGUUUUGCUCACACCAAAACGCGCGCCGAAGUUCGUGGCGGUGGACGCAAACCGUGGCCACAGAAAGGUAUGGGUCGCGCUCGCCAUGGCUCCAUACGUUCACCUUUGUUCCGCGGUGGUGGUGUUGCCCACGGUCCACGCUCACCCACUACACAUUUCUAUAUGUUGCCGUUCUUUAAGCGUGUAAUGGGAUUGACGGCAACCCUUAGCGUGAAAUUAGCACAAGAUGAUCUGCAUGUUAUUGAUAAUGUUGAUAUACCCACGCGAGAUCCGAAUUUCAUUAAGGAGUUGAUUAAAGAACGCAAAUGGGGUCCAUCAGUGUUAUUUGUGGACAGAGAGGACAUUUUUCCAGAAAACAUUUGCUAUGCCACUGACGAACUGGGUUAUGUGAAUUUAAUGCCAUCAUAUGGUCUCAAUACAUAUUCGAUGCUGAAACACGAUACAUUGGUGCUAACUGUAGAUGCAGUAAAACAUAUUGAGGAGCGUUUGUUGUACCAACUUAAUCGUACUGACGCGACGGCGAAAGGGGGCAAAUUCAAAUUGGAUCAAGUUUAAAACAGUUUCCUAUUAUUUCUUUUUAAUUUGCUGGAUUUGUUCUCUCUCCUCAUAAAGGCAUCAUUACUACCAAGUAAUUUAAAACAUUGUACAAAUGUGAGAAAUUUAAUGCAAUAAUGAGCCUUUUACGAUCAAAUAAACUAGUGAAAUUUGAAAAAGAA
Molecule: messenger RNA, 1117 nt
Organism: Anastrepha obliqua
Lineage: Eukaryota; Metazoa; Arthropoda; Insecta; Diptera; Tephritidae
Gene: mRpL4
Product: 39S ribosomal protein L4, mitochondrial
Exons: 2
Coding region: 72-956 (294 amino acids)
Biological process (GO): translation
Cellular component (GO): ribosome
Molecular function (GO): structural constituent of ribosome
Source: RefSeq, a predicted model, not a curated record